GUUUCGUGGCGGAGGGCAGCGACUGGGCACCAGCGGCCCGGAGAGAGAGAAACACAGCGGAGCCGCACGUCCACUCACAGCCCACAGCAAACACACAGACACAGGCGAGCAGAGAGUCAACAUCAUGAACCCUGUCUACAGCCCUGCACCAACAGGGGUUCCUUAUGCCAACCCUAAAGGAAUAGGAUACCCAGCUGGGUUUCCUGUUGGCUAUGCAGCGGCUGCCCCUGCGUAUUCUCCCAACGUGUACGCUGGAGCUAACCCAGCUUUUCCCACAGGUUACGCUCCAGGGACACCAUUCAAAAUGUCCUGCUCCCCAACGACAGGUGCUGUGCCUCCCUACUCUUCAUCACCCAACCCCUACCCUGCCGCUGUGUACCCCGUGAGGAGCUCUUAUCCUCAGCAGAAUCCCUAUGCUCAGCAGCAAGGCACUUACUACACACAGCCCCUGUACGCUGCCCCUCCCCAUGUAAUUCAUCAUACUACAGUGGUUCAGCCCAAUGGCAUGCCAGCAGCUAUAUAUGCUCCUCCCAUCCCCCCUCCCCGUCCUAAUGGAGUCGCCAUGGGAAUGGUAGCAGGCACCACUAUGGCAAUGUCCGCUGGGACUUUAUUAACAACUCACUCCCCAACUCCAGUAGCUCCCCACCCAGUCACAGUGCCCACAUAUCGACCCCCCGGCACACCCACCUACAGCUAUGUGCCCCCUCAGUGGUGAACAGAUGGCACUGUCAGAAGGUGGUAGAUAUGCAUUCGCACAGUCCAGUAUUUUACAGUUACAGUUGGGGCUGAUGCCACAUGUGUUUCCAGCCAGUUGUUCUUCCUUCCAAGCAUAAUGUGAAUCUGAACCCAGUUGGCA
Messenger RNA from Colossoma macropomum (tambaqui), 856 nucleotides. It is a transcript of the gene fam168b, whose product is annotated as family with sequence similarity 168 member B. The transcript is spliced from 7 exons. NCBI's taxonomy places the organism in Eukaryota, Metazoa, Chordata, Actinopteri, Characiformes, Serrasalmidae. Bases 125 to 715 code for a protein of 196 amino acids. The record is from RefSeq and is a predicted model, not a curated record.